AGCCUUUUUUGAGAAAACAGAUCAGAGCUUAACGUUGCUCAUUAUUUCUUGGCUAUUUUCUUCUUCGCAAUUUCUGCCUGCUAUACCUUCUUCUUCUUCACUAGGCAGACGCUGGCUUCUUCUUCUUCUUCUUCUUCAUGGUAUUUCUGUUUUCUUUGAUUCUUUCCUUUCUAUUUCUUCAAUCCAUAAAGAAUUUGGGCUUAAAUGUAAUAUUUCUAAGAUUGAAAAAGUGUUUGCGUUUUGAACAGCAGAAACGCAAAGAUGCAUUUUUAGUAUUGAAAACCUGAUCAAAUUGCUUACUCCAUUUUGUAGUAAGCAAAAUACAAAUUGCUUACUGCAUUUUGAGUUUUUCAUUUUAGGGCAUCAGCUUUACUUUACUUGUAUGCGUGGUACUUUAUCGCUCACUUAAUUUAUGUUUGUGUAUUGUAUGUUGUAUUUGUGCCGUGUGCGUGCCUGCUUAUGUGCUGUAAGCUCACUCAGUCAUGUCUUUAUAAUUCACUUUCUAGUUUUAUUUUCCUUCUAAUCGUGAAUUGUUGUAAGGUUUAUUUGAAAUGUUUCAUGUGCGUGCAAUGUGUUCGACGAAAUGCCAGCUUGUCUCUUUUGUUGGAAAAUAAUUUUGCUCGUGUAUGUAAAGAUAAUUUGAUAUUUCUAGUGGGGGAAGUCUAGAUUGCAGAGAAUCUGUUUACCUAGAUUAUGGCGGGUUGGCACAGGCAUUUGCAGUCGUUCAUUCGUCAGGUUGCAAGGAGAUAUGAAUGCAGCCACAUCGCUUCGUUCAGUACUUUCAACCAAGCAAAGGCUUCACUUGUGUCUGGUGAACUGCCCCCCUUGACUAGUCUCCGUAACUCAUUGUUUCCGACUAUCUCAAGGUCACCGUUUCUAUAUACACAGAAAUUGGAAUUCACUAGUUCAAGGAGCUUACUAGCUGCUGAAGGAACUCCAACAUCUUCACCACUAUUACCAGCUUUACCAUCAAGUACUGGAGCUGGAAAUACUGAAACUCAAAAGGCCAUUUCUAAACCUUCAAAGGUUCAAGCGGUUUUAAAGGGAAUAAAGCAGAGCCCUAAGAAACUGAAUUUGGUGGCUGCACUGGUCCGAGGAAUGCGUGUUGAAGAUGCACUGUUGCAAUUGCAAGUGACGGUAAAGAGAGCUGCUAAAACUGUCUACCAGGUUAUACAUUCAGUACGCGCCAAUGCAACACACAAUCAUGGACUCGAUCCUGACCGCCUUCUUGUUGCCGAGGCAUUUGUUGGCAAGGGAACCCAUCUGAAGAGGGUAUCAUACCAUGCGAGGGGCAGAGCAGGAAUAAGAGAGAGAGCAAGGUGUCGGCUGACUGUGGUGGUAAGGGAGAUAACAGCAGAUGAGGAGGCGGAGAUAGCUAAGUUGAAGGUGCACAACCUCCGUAAGCUUACUAAAAGAGAGAAACGGCUCGUCCCUCAUCAACUUAUCGAGACCACUCCCGUUUGGGAUCGCAAGAACAGAUCUAGAAGCCAAGAAUCAGCUGCAUUCCAUUAGUCCACCACAUGAUGCUAGAGUCGAACUCCAAAAUCAAGUUGAUGAUCAUCUUCUGCUUCACUUUUCUGCAAUAAGUUAGUUAGACAUUGCUGCUUUCUUCUUAAGUUUAGCCAAACUUUCCUAUAUUUUUUUAUAAGACUUUGCCUAUAAAAAUUUUAACGUCGUUUAAGGUUUUUUAACAUGUCAUUGCUUCAUAGAUGCAUCAUUCAUUUAGGCAUCGAAUAGUGUGUAAAUGAGUGAUUGAUGAUCAUUUUUGUGAGGCAUAAUAUGUUCUCCCUUUCUGUCAUUGACCUUAAUCUAUUUUUCUUUUUUGGUUGUUUCA
Salvia miltiorrhiza (redroot sage) is the source of this 1834-nucleotide messenger RNA. RefSeq lists its product as uncharacterized. The transcript has 7 exons. Bases 694 to 1512 code for a protein of 272 amino acids. The record is from RefSeq and is a predicted model, not a curated record. Gene Ontology annotation, molecular function: structural constituent of ribosome. Gene Ontology annotation, biological process: translation; ribosome assembly. Lineage: Eukaryota; Viridiplantae; Streptophyta; Magnoliopsida; Lamiales; Lamiaceae. Gene Ontology annotation, cellular component: ribosome; mitochondrial large ribosomal subunit.